Molecule: messenger RNA, 1089 nt
Organism: Fragaria vesca subsp. vesca
Lineage: Eukaryota; Viridiplantae; Streptophyta; Magnoliopsida; Rosales; Rosaceae
Exons: 1
Coding region: 1-1089 (362 amino acids)
Source: RefSeq, a predicted model, not a curated record
AUGGGAUGCGCCUCCUCCAAACGGGUAGAAGUAGCCGCCUUAGAUUACAAGCCGGCGCCGGCCAGCUUCGCCGUGUUCAACAUCAAUGGCAUCCAAGAGCCCUGGCUCGGUCUGGAGAACGCAACUUCACAGCAAGAGGAAAAACCAGUACACGUGCCCGCGCAAAUCCUCGACAAGCUCGACGAGUCCGACGCCGCAGCGCCGCAAACGUGGGACGAGGUGAGUAAGGCGUUAGAGAAUCUCAAACCCAAGCUCAGCCCACAGCCAAGCCCAGCACCGCCGCCGGUGGCCAAGAAGGAAGAGGAGCGGAGGAAGCCGCGUAAGAGCUUGUCUUUCGACUCCUUCCACACUCUAGAAGAGCUCGACAACAAGCUAACCGCUCCGAAAGGGAACGGUUUGAAGAAGAGCGAGUCCAUGCGUUCCUUGCAGUGGAAGAAACCGGAGUUAAACCGGUCCGAAAUGACAUCGCCAGACACACAAACUGAAACCGGAGUUGUUAGGUCAGUGAAGGAGAACAUAUUCAUAAAGAGAGACAGAAUGGAGAGGCAGAAGGAAGGGCAGGUGGCGGUGAUAGACAAACUGAUAAGCCUGAGAGACCCGCUGAGCGACUACCCGGAGAAAUGUCCGCCGGGGGGAGCUGACUCCGUGGUGAUCUACACGACGUCGUUGCGUGGAGUACGGCGGACGUACGAGGACUGCCAGAGAGUGAAGUCGGUGUUUGACGUGAACAGGCUGGUGUACGAUGAGCGUGACGUGGCGUUGCACGGCGAGUUUCUGACGGAGCUGAAGGGUUUGGUGGGGGAGGGGUUAGGGGUGCCUAGGGUUUUUGUGAAGGGGAGAUAUGUGGGGGGAGUGGAGGAGGUGGUGGAGUUGAAUGAGAGUGGAAGGUUGGGGAGGAUAGUGAAGUGGGCACGUGUGGAGAGAGGGGCAGGGUUUCAAGCGUGCGGCGGUUGCGGCGGGGCGAGGUUUGUGCCGUGCAUGGAGUGUGGGGGGAGUUGUAAGGUGUUGGUUGGGGAUAAGAAGGAGAGGUGUGGAAAGUGUAAUGAGAAUGGGUUGGUUUACUGUGUGGCUUGCUGGUCUUUGGCAUGA